CAGAGCGGUCGCAGUUCGAACACGCCAGCUUGCGGAUCACGAAGGGUCUGUCCGUCUGCCGUUUCCACCCUCGCAGGCGAUUCCUCUUCUCGCUCCUUCGAGUGUCUCCGGCCUUUCUCUCUCUCUCUCUCUCUCUCUCUCGUCCUCUCCCUCUUUCUUACUCCUCCGUAUCAGUUCAUCCCGAGUCGACGUUCAUCGCCGCCACCGUCGCGCUGCUCGACUCUACUCUCCGAGUGGCGCGUUACCGAUCAGACGAGCGGACAGACGUGGUGUACGGCCUUUGCGAGUCUUUCUCACACCGGCGACACAUAGCGGGAUGGACCUUCGGCAGACCAGGAAGUCGCGCACGGGUUGAUAGGAGUUAGCAGAAGAGCGAGCACUCCCGGAAGUAGUGAGCACGACGGCUCCGUGACCACGUGAAGCGGCUGGGCCUCCUGCGACGGGGAGGUCGAGGACCGCGUGCGCAUCCCCUUAGAGCGUCUCUCAGACGAUGAUAGACCCAAGCUCGUCCGAAGAGGAGAGCGAGGAGGAUCAGAGCACCCACCAUGGCAGCAGCAGCGGUGGUGGCGGCGGCGGCCGUGCUGGCAGCGGAAGCUCCCACAACUCUCGUCGCCAUCCCGGCAGCGCCAGCAGCGCUCCGGGCUCUGGUAGCGUUGGCUCGUUCGCCUCGACUGUCGUCGCAUCGCCCGGUGGCCCAAAUCAUGUGGGUCCACCGGGUUCUUACGGGUCUGGGGGUCGCGCUUCGAGCACGACGAGCCAGCAGGACACUGCAUCCAGCCUGGACGUGCCCAGCAGUCAUUCCAGCGCUAGAAACUCCCUGUCGCCGUCGAUGAGCGCGGCUCAGGAUGCCGCCAACUACGCUCAGAGGCCCACGAGCCCGUCACCGUCGGUGGCUAGCGAGAAGACGGAGGUGGAUUUGCAGGAUAAGCAGGAGAGGGAAGAGGUGGAGAGAAAGCAGCGGAUCCAGCUUUACGUUUUCAUAUCUAGAUGCAUCGCUUAUUCGUUCAACGCCAAACAACCGUUGGAUAUGGUGCGGAAGCCGAUAAAAGUAACGAAGCAAUUAUUGGAGGCGACAUGCUCUCGUUGUCAGGGUUUUUUGAAGGGCGAGACGCAGAUUAUGGCGGACGAGGCGUUCCAAAACGCCAUACAGAAUUUUCACGACGUGGUCUUGAAGUCAGAUAGAUCAUUGCAAAUGGUGCAGAGCGGAGGAUGUACCCAGAACGACUUCCGCGAGAUAUUCAAGAAGAACAUCGAGAAGCGUGUUCGGUGCCUCCCGGAAAUCGAUGGACUGAGCAAGGAGACUGUGCUUACGUCCUGGGUGGCCAAGUAUGAUUGUAUCGUGAAAGGUAUAGGUGAAGAAGACAAGAGGUCUUCCAGGACGCAACAGCAGUCUUCGAACUCGGAGGCGGUACUGUCGAAGGAGCAGCUGUACGACAUGUUUCAGCAGAUCCUCGGCAUCAAGAAAUUCGAGCACCAGCUUCUGUUCAACGCCCUCCUGUUGGAUUCAGUCGAUGAGCAGGCUGCCGCCAUCAGGAGGGAGCUGGACGGUCGCGUACAAAAGGUCAACGAGAUGGAGAAGAACCGCAAGCUCAUGCCCAGAUUCCUCGUAAAAGAAAUGGAGUCGCUCUACAUUGAGGAGCUCAAGUCGUCUAUCAACCUGCUAAUGUCAAAUUUGGAGUCGUUACCGGUCUCCAAGGGUUCGAUAGACAGCAAAUACGGGCUGCAGAAGCUGAAGCGCUACAACCAUCGUGGUGAGCGCUCCCGCUGCCGCGGUCAGGGCUCUCUCGGUAAACUGGAGGGCGACUCCGCCGAUUCCGAUCCCCAGCUGACGAAAAUGGACGUCGGUCUGACCUUCCAACUGGAAGUAGUCGUAAUGGAGGUCAAGGGCCUCAAAAGCCUAGCAUCCAAUAGAAUAGUUUAUUGCACCAUGGAAGUGGAGGGCGGAGAGAAGCUACAAACUGAUCAGGCAGAGGCCUCCAAGCCCAUGUGGGAUACACAGGGUGACUUCACGACGAUGCAUCCGCUACCGGUGGUUAAGGUUAGACUGUACACCGAGAACCCAGCGAUGCUCGCUCUCGAGGACAAGGAGCUCGGCAAGGUGAUACUGCGGCCGAAUCCAAUGCACAACAAAGGGCCCGAAUGGCAUUCCAUGAUCGUGCCCAAGAAUUGCGCCGAUCAGGAUCUACGUAUAAAGGUCGGAUGUCGUAUGGACAAGCCGCUCAACAUGAAACACUGCGGCUAUCUCUUCGCGAUGGGCAAGUCCGUAUGGAAAAAGUGGAAGAAGCGGUACUUUGUGUUGGUCCAAGUCUCGCAGUACACAUUUGCGAUGUGCUCGUACAAAGAGAAGAAAAGCGAGCCGUCGGAAAUGAUGCAGCUCGAUGGCUAUACAGUGGACUAUACCGAGGUCGUUUCUGCUAAUCUCGUGGUCGGCAUGGAUUUAGAGGGCGGAAGGUUCUUCUUCAACGCCGUUCGCGAGGGCGAUCAUGUAGUGUUCGCUUCGGACGACGAGAACGAGUGUCAUUUGUGGGUGAUGGCGAUGUACCGGGCGACCGGUCAGUCGCACAAACCCACUCCGCCGGUCUCGGUGGCCGACAAGAACUCCACCAUCAGUAAGAUUCAGGGCGACGCCGACCGGGCGAAGAAGCACGGCAUGGAAGACUACAUAAGCGCCGACCCGUGCAAGUUCGACCAUGCCGCCCUGUUCAAGUAUCUGCAGAACUUGAUCCUGGAUUACAGACUGAAUGAUCCCUACUGCUCGCUCGGCUGGUUCUCGCCCGGUCAACUUUUUGUGCUGGACGAAUAUUGCGCCAGAUACGGCGUGCGUGGGUGCUUUCGGCAUCUUUGCUACCUUAACGAUCUGUUGGACAGAAUCGAUCGUGGGAUCAUGAUAGAUCCGACAUUGAUACACUUUAGCUUUGCCUUUUGCGCCACUCAUGUUUACGGUAACACAACCGAUGGAGAGGGCUCGAUCACCCAUGAAGAAAGAGACAAAUUUCAGGAGAUCAAGGAACGGCUGAGAUUGAUUCUCGAGAAGCAGAUCACCAAUUUCAGGUACAGUUUCCCGUUCGGGCGGCCUGAAGGGGCGCUGAAAUCAACCUUGUCUCUAUUGGAACGCGUUCUGAUGAAGGACAGCGUGGUGCCAGUGCCGCAGGAGGAAGUAAAGGCGUUGAUAAAGAGGUGCCUUGAAACGGCGGCGAUUGUUAAUUACGGAAAAUUAUCUGCUGAGGCGAAGCUCGACGACGAUCUUAGCGGCGAGGUGUGUGCGUCUCCCAGCAAGAAGCUGGAGGACCUCAUCCACCUCGCCGAGUUGUGCGUCGACUUACUGCAGCAAAACGAAGAAUAUUAUUCGGAGGUAGCGUUCGCCUGGUUUAGCGAUCUUAUGGUGGAGCACGCCGAGAUCUUCUGGUCACUCUUUGCCGAAGACAUGGAUAAAAUCUUGGCCGAGCAACCACCAGACACGUGGGACAGCUUCCCGCUGUUUCAGAUAAUGAAUGAUUAUCUUAGGACGGACGACAAUUUGAAGAACGGAAGGUUUCAUCAGCAUCUGCGCGACACGUUCGCGCCGUUGGUCGUGCGCUACGUUGACUUGAUGGAAACGUCGAUCGGCCAGUCGAUUCACAAGGGCUUUGAGAAGGAGCGAUGGGAGAUCAAGGGUAACGGCUGUGCCACUUCGGAAGACCUCUUCUGGAAGUUGGACGCGUUGCAGUCGUUCAUCGGCGGGCUGCACUGGCCCGAUCAGGAGUUCCGGCAACACCUCGAACAGAGACUGAAAUUGAUGGCUUGCGACAUGGUGGAAUCGUGCAUUCAGAGGACCGACACGGCCUUCCAGCAAUGGUUGAAGAAGGGCGUGACAUUCACCUCCACCGAUUACAUCAUACCAUCGGAGAUGUGCGCUAUGGUGAACGUUAUUUUGGAUGCCAAGAACCAGAGUUUUAAACUUUGUACUGUCGAUGGUGUCGAUAUGCAUCAAUAUCAUGCCAAAAUCGACGACAUGAUUGAAAAGACGUCGGCGGAAAUGAAUCAAGGAAUGAUUAACAAGCUUAUAGCGGUAUUAGAAGCGACACUUUCGAAGUUGUCUCGUUAUGAUGAAGGUUCCCUCAUUGGCUCCAUUCUCAGUUUUACGAAGGUAUCGGGAAGUGGGAAAGAAAUGGGACAAGCCUAUGUAAAUUUCACGAGAAAUUGCAUGGAUCAGAUUCGCAGUAAAGUCCUCGACGAAUUGUGGAUUUUGACUUUCUUCGAGCAAUGGUACACGGCGCAGAUACAAAUGCUGUGUAAUUGGUUGUCCGAGAGACUCGAUCAUAGCCUGCACCUGUAUCAAUGUACCUGCCUAGCUCACAUCGUGAAGAAGAUCUACUCGGACUUCGAGCUCCAGGGCGUAAUGGAGGAGAAACUCAACUCGAAGACAUAUCAGACUAUAUCCAAGAGAAUGCAGACGGAAGAAGCAACUUGUGCCUUAACCAUGAGCGCUCAGAACGAAGAAGGGCUUUCGGAGAAUGGUAAUGACGACGAGGUGGAGAGACCUAAGACAAAAGUGACGAUCGUUGAGACGAUAACGGGAGAUGACGCAAACUACGUGGCCAACUUGAGCAACGUCACUUCGAACGUUGUUGGCAAAGUCGGUAGCAUGUUCGGCAAGGGCAUCGGCGGUCUUUCUACAAAAUUCGGCGGAGCCACCAGUUGGUUCUAAUUAUUAUUUCUAGCACUCUGCCAGUACCUUACAUUCGACUAGUACGUUCCUUCGUCUAAAUAAGGGGAUGGGAAGACUUCUAAAGGCGUAGCCAGUACCUUAAGCAGUACGAUGAUUUAGAGUUUUGUCUAUAUAACGAGUGGUACGACUAAAACGAUGCAAUCGAUCAGUUGCUUUUAUCGUCUAGCGAAUGAUUUCGGUUUUAUCGGUGGAUUUUCGUCAAGACCUUCCGCUCGCGACAUUACGCGCGCGUACGGGAUUACAAAAUUACUUAUCAAUUAAUCACAAUAUCGCAAAAGUAACUGUUGAUAUAUUUCCGUUCACUUAUAGGCAUAGUUUUCGGAUUUAACGUAAUAUUAGACACGCGUUGAAGAGGGAACGCGUUGUGAAGUUUUCAUUGAAUCGUUUACCGUGUUUAUGUUCGAUCUCAGGUAAUAGCGAACAUAGUCGAGAAAUAUAUGAAGCUCGGAAAGGCUGAUUGUGCUGGCACGCACGAUACAGACGGGAGUAUGACGCGUAGACAACUAACAUAUAUUACAAACAAAAAAGUAUAUGUAUAUAAACGUACAUAUAUGCAACGUGUAAUUAUUGAUAUAUUCGUACAUUUUUGUCGUGCUCUGCACGCCAGACACGUCGUUGAUAUAGCUGAAUUGUCAACAGCAUACGAUUUUUCCUACUUAGUCUGUAUACCGCGAGUUGGUUUUGCGGAUUUAGUUGUUGAAGAACAAAAGCGAGGACGAAAUGCAUAAUAACUCGGAAAAGAUUCUCGGGUCGGUUGCAACGUUACUUGGGUGCAGGAUGGAGUGCACGCGAAGAAAAUCUUGGAAAAACGGUGGGAAGGGGGAAGAAGCGAUUGUCGCCGCUUAUACCGAGUUAAUUUUGCGACCAACAAGUCAAUGCUUUUUCAGCCGUUAGAUACGAUCGCUGUUAUCUGUUGGACGACCAUUCGUCGAAUCGAACAUCUCUCGUAUCUUCGCGAAACGAGAAGGUCACUUUGUGAUACAAAAUCAAAUAUACAGGGUGGUCGAGACUGGCCGAGGAGUGUUUUCUGUUUUUUUUCAGGGACAGCCUUUUUGACGAACGUACAGUCGAUCCUGCUCGUUCGCGAAAAUUAUUUUAUUUCUUAACUUUUACAGUUUAAUAAGAAUUUCCGAUAAAAUGGUUUGAAAUUAAUCGUAAAAUAAAGCCGCAUCAUUCAUUCACGCUCUCGAAGCUUAACUGAUUGAAAAUAGCUUACACAAAUGAUUUUUCUGAAAAAAAAUUCUAAAGAGGAAGCAAUCGACUCGAUACUCGUCAAAGAGAAUCUGCAUCGAGAAGGCAAUCUUCGGCGGAUCCGAGACACAUUGUAUAAAAGAAUUGACACAGCUGAUAUUAACUCAUAUAUAUAUAACGCGCUGUACGUAAUAUUUAUCGCGCCGCUUGUGCAUUUCGGGCCGAAACGUUUCGGUUAAAACGUGUAAUUCAUAUAUCAAUGAUAGUUUUCAGAACGGCAAUAAAUAAUAAGCAUCAGCGUAGCGCUUAAACAAUUAAAAUCGGAUCGUAGCGUACCUGCGAUAUAAGUUGCUGGCAUAUAAACUUUUGUAGUGUUGCUUCCGACGGUACUAUUUACUAAACACACACGGAGAGGUUUCCGCACGUUAAUUAACCGCGAUUGAAUGGUCGCCGAUAACCAUCAGAAGCAGUGAGCGUAGUAGCACGUUAUUUAUUAUCCGCUCGUUAUAUAUCAUGCUCGUUAUUACACGUAUCUGUGCUCGUUAUCGAUAUGUAAUAGCGUGACUCUUCGAAAUUAUUUGCGAAUGGGGAGGGAACUUGCGAGCAGGUGUGCACAGUCGGGAACUUUACUAAUGAGAGUCGCUCUGAGGAGGGUGAUCGGAGGAUGCUUCGUUUACUAACAAAUAACGUUAAAAUGUUUCUUUCGACGUUAUUAGCUAAUGAAGGAAGACUUCAGUAAUGAAAAAUGUCACGGAAUAUUCGUGUUUUGUAAAAUGGAGAAUAUCCACUACCGAGAUAUUAGAGAGUGAUCAAAGGAUCCUUUGUUUAUUAACGAAUAGAGUUAAAUAGUUCACUUUGACUUUUUCUGUCAAUAAAGAAAGAUCGCUUUGAUUGAGGAUUUUGAUGAGAGUUACUGAUAUCUCGCGUUUAAUUGUCUGCUCAGAGAGUAAAGUUUUUCAGUAUACAUCAAGCUACGUGUUCACUUGACGCUGAAUCGCUCGUCUUGAGAGUAAUUCUUGAUAGCCUGAAAUUUUCGGAUGGUUCAAAAAAUUGGUAACGCUAUCCUCAAAUGUGUCCACUGUGAAUUUUUACUGUCGAUGAUAACUCUCGAGAGUGAGCGUCUCCAACGGAGAACAAUACAAACGCUUUCGAUUUCGCUCUAGUCGCGAUCGAAGAAAUGACGUUUUCGCUGUUUUAUUUGUUGUCGUCGUCGUCGAUACUAUAACGUCCUAUAAAAGACAGGUGUUAUGUAGGUUUACAUUGCAAGAGAGCCUUGUCACUGGAUCACACGAGGCGCAUAUAUAUUUUCAAAACUUCACGAUAUAACGUUCGUAUAUUAAUGGAUAUUUAUUUAGCUUGAUAAACUCUUGAAAGUGCAUCUAAUGCGAAAGUAUAACAAUGAAGCAGGAUGAAAAAUGCGCGUCCCUAGAAAAAUAAAUAGCUUACGCCAUCUUCUCUGUGAAUUUAUUUACGCGUUUCUCCUUUUCGGAAGAUGCGUAAGACGAAUUCUAAUAAUCGCCUUCGUAACUCUCGAGCUCUUCUUGAGCUCUCUCUGUCUACCUCAAAUUCGAAGAAAUAUUUCGUUGCCUAUGUCAAAUGAUUUCAGAGAGAUCGAUCGAAAUUGACCGAGAAGAUAACGUAAUUGAGUUUGUAAAAUCCACAAUAUUAAUUUUAACUCAAUUAUACUGCAUAUAUAUAAAUUUAAAUUUAUAAAUUUUUUCGUAGGUUUCAACUUUAAAGAUCUAUAUGGUUCAUUCUAUGUGUGUGCAUCUAAGAAGGAUUGAAUAAAUCCUAAACUUGUCGAAUUCUACUCUGAUUGUCUGAAACAAUAAUACAAGUGAAUUACGACGUCUGCAAAUCACGUCAAGUAGUCUAUUUUAUACCAAUUUUCUUACUCACUGCUUAAUUGGCGGCGGACACAUUUUUCACCCUACUUCGACGCGAGUAAGGCAGUAAAAUUAAACUUUAAAAAAGGGAGGAAAAAGAAGACAUUCGUAUGUAAUCGCAGUGACGAGAACGCGAGACAAGUGGAUUUACCAUUCGUUUGUACAUACUUUAGCGGUGGCGAAACGGGAAAGAGUCAAUUUUUUAUAUAACACAAAAAAGAACUCGCGAAAACGAAGCGAAACUCACGGAUUAAGAGAAAUUGUUCUGUCGUGCGCUCAAGUUGCUAAAGCAAGAGAUUGCAUAGAGAGAUUCGCACGGCUCGGCAGCCUGCAACGACGCGCGUGUGUGUGUGGCAAAAAACGAAAUGAAAAAUGAAGAAGAAAAUUUCUUAGAGACGAAAUAUUAUACUCUUCAUCGUCGACUUCCGAACUUGACAGAAUAUUUUUCGAUGCAUCGUUCGCACGUUUACAGAGUAGGGCGAUGAAAGGCGAGCUCCCUUUUUCUCUAUUUCUCCCUCUCAAUAUCUCUCUCUCUUUCUCUCUCACACUCUCUUCUUCUCUAUGUCUCUUUCUCUUUCCCGUUUCUCUGUCUCUUUCUCGCCGGAAAUCGACAAAAGUGCAUGUUAGUUCGUUAACAAUUGAAAUAAUCGUAACACACUUCGUAUAGAAAUUCUUUUAACUUCGAUAUAUUGUUACAUAUUCUACGGAUUCUUCAGGGACGGAAAAGCUGUUCUCUCGUUAAACUCAGCGAAACGCAGUACUAAAUAUGCCACAUUACUUUCGAAAAGUUGCGGUUGACUUAAGCGUGUAAACAGCGCGCGAUUAACUACGUAUUUAGGCUCGAUCUUUCCUUUACGUGAAGUUUUUCUUUUCCUUUUUACCAAGUUUUGAGGGAAUAUUGCACGGAAUGCAAUAACAGCGUCUGACAGAAAUGCCUUCAUCAUGCUUUGGAAUCUUUCUUCGUUUACAGAUUUUUAGAUUGUAUCACUUCCUCCGAUAGUCGUCUAUAUUAAACCAGACGUCUAAAAAUUAUCGUAAUUAUCUAUUCAAUUAUAUAUAAAUGCGGAGAAAAGGAUAAACUACAAAUAGAGUCAGUUAUUUUAAUGACAAGUUAUGCUAUCAAUUGCACAAAAAAUUGUAAAGAUUGAAAGAAAGAGUACAUAACGAAAUUUCGUUUCUUGCUUGAUUUUAACCAAGUUAUUUGUUUUAUCGAAAUUUUAAUUAAAGGUGAACAAAUGUAUGACAAGUCCUCACAAAAUCUAUUAAUUCAAAUUUUCUAUAGAAUCUAUAUAUGAAGAGAAACAGUAGUUUUGAGACAACU
Molecule: messenger RNA, 9106 nt
Organism: Dinoponera quadriceps
Lineage: Eukaryota; Metazoa; Arthropoda; Insecta; Hymenoptera; Formicidae
Gene: Cadps
Product: calcium-dependent secretion activator
Exons: 15
Coding region: 491-4687 (1398 amino acids)
Biological process (GO): dense core granule exocytosis; synaptic vesicle exocytosis
Source: RefSeq, a predicted model, not a curated record